AUGGCGCACCGGCCAAGCGGCGGCAGCAGCCCCUCGAAGAGUAGGUUGAGCCGCGAUGCCGAUGCCACUCCCACCACGCGCAUUUCGCCAUCGCCGAAGUUGCUGACUCUCGGAGGAGGUGGUCGGAGUCCUUCAGCAUCAGCAUCGCCCAUUGGCACGGAGCUCCCGGCUAUCGAUGUCCCCUUCCGGGGCUCCGCCUCACCUCGGCCACGGAAGCCGCCUCACGCGACGCACUUCCCGGUAGUCAGGCGAGCGGAGCGGGAUGCUUCGGCACGGACUCCUUCCACUUCCAGUUCGCAGGGUCCCAUGAGUUUGGGCCUGCACGGGAGGAGAGUUUCGGCCGGUACAGCCGCGAAAGAGACCAGUGGCAUCCCCCAUGAGAUCUUGGCCCGAGGCGAUCGCGCACAACGAAAAUUCCGAGAGGCGCUGGCAAAGGGCAAGGCCCAACCCAGGAGAGACCCGCACGUGAGGGCCGGAUCACGCCGUAAGAAGCGGCAAGACAGGCUAGCUUGCAUGCCUCAAGCGUUGCAUGGCCCUGUGUCUGAUCCGAAAGCACUCGGCUCUGAGGCCGCAGAGGUGAAAGGCACGGUCUCUAGGAGAGUUCUGUCCUGUGGUGAGCUUCGUUGCAUCGUGGAGCCAUGGAUCUGUGUCUGGAUGGAUUUGAUGAUUUGGGCUUCGAUUGCCUCGGCCCCUCGCGUGGCUGGUCCAUGA
Molecule: messenger RNA, 711 nt
Organism: Symbiodinium sp. CCMP2456
Lineage: Eukaryota; Dinophyceae; Suessiales; Symbiodiniaceae
Source: the annotation of a GenBank genome assembly